Conger conger (European conger) is the source of this 1865-nucleotide messenger RNA. It is a transcript of the gene nudt13, whose product is annotated as nudix (nucleoside diphosphate linked moiety X)-type motif 13. The coding region runs from base 274 to 1311 and encodes 345 amino acids. Gene Ontology annotation, molecular function: hydrolase activity; metal ion binding. The record is from RefSeq and is a predicted model, not a curated record. NCBI's taxonomy places the organism in Eukaryota, Metazoa, Chordata, Actinopteri, Anguilliformes, Congridae. The transcript has 9 exons.
GAAUGAACGACUGAUCUUUUUGGGGCUGUUCGUAUCGAGUUGAAAACCGUGUUUAGUGGAUUUACGAACUAAUCGCGGUUAGCAAUUAGAACGUGACUUCUACCGGGUAAUUACCCGGAAAUUACUUUGAAAAGGAAAGCUUGGUGACCAAACACUUAGGGAGAAACAACCUCGGUGUUUGAUCUGCUUCUAUAGCUAAGUUAGCCGAUUGGUUUAUUUUAGCCUCAGUGUUGUGCCAGUUGUGACUCAUUUAAAAUUGACGAAGAGAUCGAGAUGGUGAUGCACUACCGCAGUUUGGUACGAAGUUCUGCCAAAUCGCUUCAGUUAUUCAGUUGCUCACGUGAUUGCUCCAGCUAUGUGUCGCGAAUGAGGUACCUUAUGAGAUUGAAGGAGGAUGACGAGGCGUGCCGUAGAGCACUGCAGUCUGGGAAUGUGCUGCUUUAUCAUAAGCUGGCACCACUGCUGAGGCAGCAACAGAAGGGAAUAUACCAGUUAAAAGUACUUCAGGCCACAGAUGUGAAAGGAAUUCUGGGAAAACUGGGGAAGGAUGAACAGCUGUUAAACACAUCUGUCCUUAUUGGCUGUUCAGACGGUGAUAUUGCACAAUUCUCCCUUGAUGUUGGGUGUCUGGAAAAAGAUGCUGUGGAGGAGAUGUGUGGAGGAGUCUUCACUGACCUGAGGAAGGCCUUUUUUCUGCUGGAACAACCAGAUACUCCACUUGUAACCAAGGGACAGGCUCUCCUCCGCUGGCAUCAGACCCAUGCCUACUGCAGUGCCUCUGGGGAGCCUACUCAGAGUAACCAGGCUGGCAGCCAGCGUGUGUGCCUCACAAACGGUGCUACGUACUACCCCCAGAUGGCGCCGGUGGUAAUAGUGUUGGUGUCUGAUGGCAGGAGAUGUCUGUUGGCCCGCCAGUCCACCUUUCCACAGGGGAUGUAUAGUGCACUGGCAGGUUUCUGUGACAUGGGAGAGGUGAUGGAGGAGACUCUUAGGAGGGAGGUGGCAGAGGAGGUGGGACUGGAGGUGGAGUCUAUGCAGUACUCCAGCUCCCAACACUGGCCUUUUCCCCAGAGCUCCUUCAUGGUGGCCUGCCACGCCACCAUCAGCCCGGACAAUGCCGAGAUCAAUCUGAAUGGGGCGGAGCUGGAGGACGCAAGAUGGUUCACGCUGGAGGAAGUUGAAGACGCUCUGAAAAGGAAGCCCCUCCCUCGAAGUGUUAAAGGAGAGCCCACUGCAUUCUGGGUUCCUCCCAGCUACGCCAUAGCCAAUAAACUUAUCAGGGAGUGGGUGAAUCAGCAGAAGAAGCCAUAAAUAAAGGGCAGGAGUCUAGGGCAUUAGGUGCAUUCACAGCACGGAAGUGUCUCAGUUCAAAGGUUCACAUCCUCUUCCUAAGGAAAAUGGCACCUGAGGGAUAUGUGUUUCUCUUUCUGACAGAAGGUGGUGUCUACAAAGGUUAAAGAGGGGAGUUAGAUCUCCUCUGCCAAGUCCUCAACAGAACAAACUUCAGUAGCAAUAGCUUCAAUUGAUGAUCUACAAUUUCAAAUUUAAAAGUCCAGUCCAGUUUAAAAUUGGAUGUUCAAAUUCAAAUUCAAAUCGUAAGUCUAAUGUUCACCUUAAACCUCUUGAAUGUAUUGCCUUCAUUUGUACAUUUUUAUUUUAUAAGCUUGAUAGUUACCUCAGUAAUGUGCCAGGGUGUGAACAGUUGAUAUGGGGGCAUCAUACAGUACUGCUACCUCAUAAAAUAUCCCCUGAAGAUAAUGAAUAUUGUAUUAAAAGGAUGUCACUACUUGAUAUAAUUUACUUGUGCUUUUAUACUUAUCAGUUGUAAUCGGUUAAUAAACUAUAAUAGUUACCCCCUCAAACAA